AUGCCCCCGAAGAGGAAAAAUGAAGUUGCAAUUAAGGUCGAAGAUGUUGGGAUGGAGGUUGAUGCUGUGUCAGACAGUGGGAGUGAAGAUGAGGCCAGGAGGAAAGCUAAAAACAGAAGAGCCAAACCCCGACGUGUAGCCAAACAGGUCAGUGACGAUGAGGAGGAUGAAGAGGAUGAGGCACCGAGGAAUAAAGGACGAAAGAAAAAGGCCAAGCCCCGGGACAGUGAUGAAGAUGAGGAGGAAGACAACCGUAGUGUGAAAAGAAAAAGCUCAAAAGCAUCCAGGAAGAAAGUUAAGGAUGAAAGCGAUGAGGAGAGCGAAGACGACCGUGACAAAAAGAAAAAGCGAGGGCCGGCUGCGUCUAAAAAGGAAAAAGAGGAGCAGAAUAAGGAGAAGAAAGGAAAUGUUAAAGGCAAACAAGGGAAGGAGAAAGGUGGUGAGAAGGACAAGAAAAAGAAGAACGGGAAGUUUAGCAGCUCUUCCUCCUCCUCUGAUUCUGAUGAAGAGUCGCUGUCAGAAGGAGAAAUUGAAGCCCUGAAGGAACAGGUAGAGGAGAAGAAGAAACUGAUCGCUACAUUAAGGAACAAACCCUGGCGUAUGAAGAGGAGACUCGUGCUGCUCAAGGAGUCCCAGGAGUUUGUUGAGAAAUUUGAAGGAGCUCUUGGGAAAGGAAAAGGCAAGAAGCUCUAUGCAUACAAAGUCAUGAUGACCAAGAAACUUAUCAAGUUUAAACGAGACUUUGAGAACUUUAAAACAGCCUGUAUACCCUGGGAGAGGAAGAUAAAGGAAGUAGAAAGUCACUUUGGAUCGUCCGUGGCAUCCUACUUUAUUUUUCUGAGGUGGAUGUAUGGUCUGAACCUGGUCCUGUUUGGGCUCAUGUUCGGCCUGGUGGUGCUGCCUGAGGUUCUUAUGGGUCUUCCUUACGGCUCCAUUCCCAGGAAAACUGUGCCUCGAGAGGAGCAGGCCACAGCAAUGGACUUUUCUGUGCUCAAUGACUUUGAAGGAUACUGUAAGUACUCAUUUUUGUUCUAUGGGUACUACAACAAUGAGCGAAGGAUCGGACUCCUGCAAUUCAGACUUCCUCUGUCGUACCUGCUGGUGGGUGUUGGCAUCUUUGGCUACAGUCUGAUGGUGGUCAUAAGAACGAUGGCUCGUAACUCAAACGAAGGAGGGGACGGAGCAGAGGAGGGAGAGUUCACCUUCAGCUGGAAGAUGUUUACCAGCUGGGACUACCUGAUAGGAAACCCUGAGACCGCAGACAAUAAGUACGCCUCCAUUACCACCAGUUUCAAGGAAUCCAUUGUGGAUGAAAAGGAGAACCAGAAAGAUGAGAACAUCCAUCUCCGACGAUUCCUCAGGGUUCUGGCAAACUUUCUGAUCUUGUGCAGCCUCGGAGGCAGCGGAUACCUCAUCUACUUUGUGGUGAAACGUUCUCAGGAGUUUGCUAAUAUGAAGCAAGAAGAUCUCUCUUGGUUUGAGAAGAACGAGGUGGAGUUUGUGAUGUCUCUGCUGGGGCUGGUGUGUCCUCCUCUGUUUGAAACCAUCGCAGAACUGGAAGAUUAUCACCCUCGUAUUGCCCUUAAGUGGCAGCUAGGACGAAUCUUUGCCCUCUUCCUGGGAAACCUUUACACCUUCCUCUUUGCCCUGUUUGAUGAGGUUACUGCUAAGUUGGAGAGCGAGAAGGCCAUCAAGAACGCCACAAUAUGGGCCUUAAAUCAGUACUACGCCAACUACAGCUCCUUCUACAAUACGACAGAUGUGCCUCCUCCAGAUGUGCCCCCAGCUGACGUCAUCAGAGGACCCUGCUGGGAGACUGGAGUGGGAAUAGAAUUUGUGAAGCUGAUUGUGUCGGACAUGCAGGUGAACUAUUUGACCAUCCUGAUUGGUGACUUUGUGCGAGCUGUCCUUGUCCGCUUCCUUAACUACUGCUGGUGCUGGGACCUGGAGGCUGGAUUUCCUUCGUAUGGAGAGUUUGACAUCAGCGGAAAUGUGCUUGGGCUUGUCUUUAAUCAAGGGAUGAUAUGGAUGGGAGCGUUUUAUGCUCCAGGUCUGGUGGGUCUGAAUGUUUUGCGUCUCCUGUGCUCAAUGUACUACCAGUGCUGGGCAGUAAUGUGCUGCAACGUUCCCCAUGAGCGAGUUUUCAAGGCCUCACGGUCCAACAACUUCUAUAUGGGCCUUUUGCUGCUCGUGCUGUUCCUCAGCCUGCUGCCUGUUGUCUACACAAUCAUGACCUUGUCUCCGUCAUUUGACUGUGGGCCAUUCAGUGGCCAGGAGAAGAUGUAUGACGUGGUCAUGGAGACUAUAGAACAGGAUCUACCGGCCUUCAUAGGGAACAUUUUUACAUAUGCCACCAACCCUGGACUCAUCAUGCCAGCUGUCCUUCUCAUGGUGUUGGCCCUCUACUACCUGAAUGCAGUGUCAAAGGGAUACCAACAAGCAAACCUGGAUCUUAAAAGAAAGAUGCAAAUGGCUCGAGAUGAGGAGAAGAACCGCAGGAACAACAAGGACAGCACUAAUCAAGUGAUGAAAGACUUGGAGGACCUGCUGCCAAAUAAGUCCCUAAUACCGCCUCCCACCGAGGAAGAGCUACCUCCACCUGAUGUCGUAACCGAGAAGGGCAGCAAGUCUCCCAAAAUAAAGCCAGGGGCAGCAGGAAAAGGAGUUAAUCUGCAAAAGGAUGUGUCACUGGCUGCACAAAACCCCAAAGCUCCAGUGACACGUGCCCCGGGGCCACGAAGAGGGCCUCCUGGAAAUGUCAGGGGGCCUCAGCCUGGGCCUGGGAGAGGAAGAGGUCGGGGUGGGCCUCCGAGACGACCAGAGUCUUGA
Molecule: messenger RNA, 2829 nt
Organism: Plectropomus leopardus (leopard coralgrouper)
Lineage: Eukaryota; Metazoa; Chordata; Actinopteri; Perciformes; Serranidae
Gene: tmc2b
Product: transmembrane channel-like 2b
Biological process (GO): detection of mechanical stimulus involved in sensory perception of sound; vestibular reflex
Cellular component (GO): plasma membrane
Molecular function (GO): mechanosensitive monoatomic ion channel activity
Source: RefSeq, a predicted model, not a curated record